Cooperia oncophora is the source of this 924-nucleotide messenger RNA. The record is from the annotation of a GenBank genome assembly. Lineage: Eukaryota; Metazoa; Nematoda; Chromadorea; Rhabditida; Trichostrongylidae.
AUGUCCCAAGACUACUUGUCCGAACUGACGUUCCUCUCAAAGCUUCAUCAACGCUCCAGGCUAGCAAAAGACCUUGAAACGGUCCUCACCGACAGCCUCACAGUCAUUCACGCCCAGAUCCAGGUUACCAAGACACUGGGAAUCGCGUGGCAGCACCACAUCGAUACGUAUCCCCAUCAGGAGGCCCGAGCAGGAGAACAAGUUCUCCUCAUCAAUAGAUUUUUGCGUACGGGGUCAGUAACUAGAGAAAUCAUGUGGAGCUGGACGCAACGUUUACUGUUCAUCGAUUCGUUGUACCAGAUCAAGGUCGACUCCGGGCAAAUACCAGCAUGUAAGAGAAAGGAAUGGCUCGAGAACGGUACGGAUCACAGUACAUAUGCACAAGACAAACUAGACCAAUACGUAGCCGCAAUAGAAGCACAGCUCGCCAAGGCGGAAAAGCGACUCAACGACGAGAAAUGUGGGGAGCAGCUUCCAAAAGAAACGGCAGCAGAGGAGCAAGCGAUGAAGAUGGAGGUGGAAAGAAUGGAGGAUUCCCCAGCGGAGAACUUGCCAGCGGCAACGGACGACGAAUACCUUGACCGGUUCGUCGAAGAGAACAAGGAAAUGGAAGAAGACGAGGACUGCAGCGUCGAGCAGAUUGAGCACGGUGAUCACCCCUCAGACGAAGAUGCUCCAGGGCCUUCCCACAGACAUAAGAGCGAGAACUGGGAAAGGGACGUGCAACAGUUGAAGUUCUCGCUCGAUCUCCUUCCACGUAGGAAACUCAAUAAGGUUCCGAGCUCUGGUAGACCGAAUCAACGCCAACAAACGAUUGAUGCACGACUUACACAACUCGAAGGCACGCUGCACACAAUGAUCUGCUUUGUUCUCCACGCGGAACGUUAUCCUGCUGCGCCGGAGCCCCGAAAUGACGCGAACUGA